AAACAAAUGUAGGCUGCUGUAAGGCAAUAUAAAAUCUAAAAAACAACAACUCUUUUUUUGAUUUCUUGAUCUGACACGUCAUCCAUUAAUCAUCCAUGAAGAACCAGUGAAGGAUACCAGAAAAAAAAAAAAACACAUUCUGAGAACUACAUUUGUGAAGUUUUAAAACCUGUUGUUGAACAGCAGUUCAGCUACAACAACGUCUGGAAACUUUCCUCCAUGUUUUGCUCUUUUCCAGUGAAUUAGGUCGCAGUAAAUCAAACCAAGUCCUUCAAACCCUUUGUUUCUUGGAAACUUGGAUCCAUCCACACAGCUUGGACUUUUUCACUAAAAUACUGUGAGCCUGUAAACAGAGAUCACUGCAUCAGUAUCAGCAGAGUUCAGUCUCAAAUGUAGGAGUUUGAGUGUUUGGACGCUCCAACUCCCCAAAGUCUGAUUUUUCUGCCUAAUUCACAUUUGACUGCUGUUGGUUACAGUCACUGCUCUUUAAACGGGUCAAUGAAAAUAAAUCAAUAAAAAUGACAGACCACGGGAUUUCCGUCUUUAUUUUUGACAUUCCUUCUUUCCCAUAAAAACAAAUCAAGAUUUGCUCAAAACACACAAAGAAAAAAUAAACACGGAGUAACCAAGAAUUGACUGAAUGAAAACCAAACAGAUACGUUUGUAAGAACAUGAAUGUACAGUAUUUAACACGGUUAAAUGUCAGCGGGAUGGAGUUUUUUUUUCAAUCCAACUUUUAUUUUCGCGGGGCGCAACCGGAAGUAGUGCACCGCGCUGUUCCGCUGAGCUUCAGCUUGACCAGGCUCCCCUUUCAUCAGGAAUGUGCGGAGUCUCUCCGUCAGCCUGAAGCAGGAAGGUCUGUGGAAAAGUUCUCAACAUGCGGCGUCUCCGAAGAAAGUGAGUAGAAGUGAGAAAGAAGAGAGAGAAAAGAAGAAGAAGAAGAAGAAGAAGAAGAAGAAGAAGAAGAACGGGAGCUGAGGAGAAUGAACUGAAGCAGAAAACAGGAGAAAAAGAGGGGGAGAAGCAGGAGCAGCAGGAUAAGGAGGAGCAGGAGGAGGAGGAGGAGGAGGAGGAGGAGGAGGAGGAGGAGAGGGACCGUUCACUACCAUUGAUCCUGUACCGAGUAAAGAUGCAGACGUCUGCUGCCGCUGCCGCCGCCGCCGCCGCCACCUCGCCGACUCUGACUCUGGCUCUGCUCAGUCUUUUCCUCAGCCUGGACGGGUUCUGUGCUCACGGCUCGGAAACCAACCACGGGCUGAGGCAGAGCGGCAGCACAGAGGAGGGGCAGAAGAAGAAACAGCCGCACAACAUCCUCAUCCUCACAGACGAACAGGGCUUCAAUGACAUUGGCUACCACAACCCCAGCAUCAAGACCCCCACCCUGGACAAACUGGCAGCAGAGGGCGUGACCCUGGAGAACUACUACGUCCAGCCCAUCUGUACCCCAUCCCGCAGUCAGCUGCUCACGGGCAGAUACCAGAUCCACACUGGACUGCAGCACUCCAUCAUCAGACCCAGUCAACCCAACUGUCUGCCCCCACACAUGGACACACUGCCUGAGCGCCUCAGACAGGCUGGAUACAGCACUCACAUGGUGGGGAAGUGGCACCUGGGCUUCUACAGAAAAGCCUGUCUGCCCACCAGGAAAGGAUUCGACAGCUUCUUUGGUUCUCUGACAGGAAGUGUGGAUUAUUACAGCUACAGCUCAUGCGAUGGUCCCGGCCUGUGUGGAUACGACCUCCACCACGAUGAGGGCGUGGCCUGGGGCCAAGAGGGGAAAUACUCCACCCUGCUCUUCACCCAACGAGCGCGCAGGAUCCUGGAGGAGCACCGCCCCGAAGACAAGCCGCUCGUCCUGCUGCUCUCCCUCCAGGCGGUCCACACUCCUCUUCAGCCUCCUAAGACCUACAUCUAUCCCUACCGUGACAUGGCCAACGUGGCCAGGAGGAAGUUCGCCGCCAUGGUCUCCACGGUGGACGAGGCGGUCCGAAACGUCACCUACGCCCUGAGAAAGUACGGGUACUACAAGAACAGCAUCAUCAUCUUCUCCACUGACAACGGAGCGCAGCCGUUCACAGGAGGCAGCAACUGGCCCCUGAGGGGCCGCAAGGGCACGUACUGGGAGGGAGGGGUCAGAGGUGUGGCGUUUGUCCACAGUCCCCUGCUGAAACGCCGAAGAAGGAUCUCCAAGGAUCUGCUCCACAUCACCGACUGGUUUCCUACACUGGUCAACCUGGCUGGAGCCAACAUCAGCCAGAGUCAGGGUCUGGAUGGUUUCGACGUCUGGCCGACCAUCAGUGAAGGGAAGGAGUCUCCUCGUCAGGAGAUCCUCCACAACAUCGACCCCCUGCACAGACCUCCUGCUCAGACCAUGAAGUGGGAGGUGGCACCAGGAGGAGCUCCAGGCCGCACGUCCAAGGUUAAACCAUUCAUGAAGCCAAAGAAGAAGCUCCAGAGGCAACAACCAAACCAGAAGCAGGCCCUCAAGCUGAAGUCCACCAGGAAACCUCAGACCUUUUCCAACCACGCUGACAAACCCAAAUCCAAACUAAAGUCCAAGCCUUCUUCUAAACUGCCAAAGUCCAGACCUCUCCCCAAACCCAAGACCAAAACCUACUUCCAACAGCAGUCACUGUCCCAGUACCAGCCACACCUCAAGUCCACCCCCAGUGUCCUUCCAUCUGUGACCGAUAAGUCCGACCUCAAAUCCCUGCCUCUGGUCCAGUCUCAUCUAAAGUCUAAAUCCAGGAGGACGGUUAGCCACAAGAAAAAGAAGAAGAAGAAGAAGAAGAAGAAAAAGAAGAAGGUUUCAUGGUCAGGAUCAUCAAAAUCCACUUCCACAAAACUAAAGGUAACGUCCAAGAGGAUGACAUCACAGGAUCAGAACCAGUCCCAGACAGAUGCAUCUGUUCCCACAUUUCAACCAACAACUUGUUCCGGUCCAAAGUCUGAUCCUCAGCCUUCAUCUGGAUCCCAGCCUGAUCCUGAACCUUCAUCUGGACCUCAGUCUGUUCCUCAACCUUCCUCAGCAUCUCAGCCCGAUCGCCAUCCUCCACCAGGACCUGAGUCAGAACCUCAGCCAGUGUGGGACACAUCCAUCCAGGCUGCCAUCAGAGUGGGAGACUGGAAGCUGCUCACAGGAGAUCCAGGCCAUGGAGACUGGGUCCCACCACAGGUUCUCCCCUCUCUACUUGGUCGCUGGUGGAACCUUGAACGCACCUUCUCGUCUCACUCCCGAUCCAAACAUCAAAACGUCUGGCUCUUCAACAUCACAGCCGACCCGUACGAGCGGCAGGACCUCGCACACCAGAGGCCGGACGUAGUCCAACAGUUGCUGGCUCGGCUGGCCUACUACAACCAGACCGCCGUUCCGGUUUACUUCCCUCCAGACGACCCUCGAGCCAAUCCCAGUCAUCACAGCGGCGCCUGGGUGCCCUGGGUGGAGGAUGAGGAGGAGGAGGAAAAAUAUCAAGGUGUGUACAAGAAGGAGAAGAACGUGAAGAAGAAAAAGAAGAAGAAGAAAUGUCGCCUGUGCAAACUGAAGUCCUUCUUCUUGAAACUGAACACGGGAAUGAUGUCCAACAGGAUCUAAGGAUUUUUUUUUUUAUAAACACGUCACAGAGUUGAGCAUUUUAGAGAUGUUGACGACCUUCAGUAGAAGUGAACGUCCUUUAAAGUGUCCAUUCACUGGCUGUAGUCUUUUUGGACCUGGGUCUCCUAUGAGGUCCUUGAAUCUGUCUCUGGAGACAGAGUCUUACAUUUCUUCUUGUUUUACUGCCAUCUUUGGUCACAGUCUUCUCUCAGGUCUGUCCGUUAGGAUUCUGAUGAUCCACGUCCUCCCACUGCAGUAGGUUUUGGAGGUUUCGUCUGUGGGAGUCUCAAUCUUUCUUCUUCUUUGCUCUGGCUCAGUGUCACAACUUUUUACGUUUUCUCAACCUCGUUAAUGUGAGAACACAGCGAGAACUCACCUCGGUGCUCCAGGAUCUCUGGGGAUUGAGUUUCUGAAUGUCCCGAGACAUUUUACAGAGCGGACGGAUUAAAAACCAGCUUCAGUUUCUGUCUGGAGGUUUUGGCAGAAACAGACAGUGGCAGUAAACUCUUCCUCCACACUGUAGUCAAUGAUGUUGAACUUUGAAUGGAAUCCCGUCGUCAGAGACGUGAUGCAGACACAGCUGUAGGUUUACAUCAGCCCAAACAUUUACCUUUUUUUUUACACAAACUGCUAUUUUUUCUGUCACUUGAUUCAAGUUAACAAUAAAAAGUUGAUGUGUUAAUAAUAAUUAAAUUAAUAAUUUUUUUUAAAAACAGCAACUUGAAAGCAACUCUGUUCUGUUGAUGAGGGUAAUGUUCUCACGGGCCAGUCUUCAGGGUCAGCUCACCUGACCAGACCAACCUGACCUCUGACCUCUCACUCUUUAUCCUGCAGCAGCCAACUUGAUGGCCAUGAACCACAGACUUUUGAACAUGUCUUUUUCCUGACGCUCUUUGACAAGACGCUGCCCUCUAGCUGUCACAGGAGUUCUUACACCUGUACCAAUCUGUACCAGUCUGUACCAGUCUGUACCAGUCUGACCCACCUCUGAAAAAAAUCUGUCUGUACCAGUACCACUAGUAUGAACAAAGGCAUGAGAGUCCUGGGUUUGAUUCCCAGAGGAACCACAUGCUUACAAUAUGGGAUAAAUAUAGUUCAAUUUUUUUUAUUAACUACAAAAUAUGAAGAGAAUUUGUUCCUGAUAAUAUUAGACUAUUGAAGUACUACUACAACCUAUAACAGUGACAUCACUGUCCAUAGUCCAAGUACUCCUACACGAACCGUAGAUUGAGAACCGCUGAGCAUCUUAGACAGUAUACAGACGAGCAUUAUGCGAGGGUCUCUACAGUCAAAGACAGAGGAUGGAAGCCCCGACCACCAGAGGAAACUUGGAGCGCUGUGUUAGUCUGUUGCCCUCACAGGAUCGGGACACCUAACCUCCACAUAUUUCUGUGUAUUUGCUCAAUUUCUAACAAACCUGGUCUGUGACUGUGAGGGCGGGCCGCGGAGUUCCAGAGAAAACUCUUUAAAUGCACAAGCUGCCUCCACCCUGAACAAAUAAAGGGUAAAAUAAGAUGGAGGACGACUGUUAUUAGUUAGUCUGGGCAAAUCUCAGGCUUCACACCAAAAAUAUGAAAUAAACUAAAAUCCAAGAGCAGAAUUUUAUCAACUGAUCCCAAAAACAACAACUUCAGUUUCAUCAGGGCUGAAGAACAGAGCGCAGGGUUUUGGUUUCAGAUCAGGUGUCAAGAAUCAUUUUUUUCAUUCUAGCAGGUCUGAAGGUCUUGUGACCUGGAUCCUGGUUUUUGUUUGGAUAGAUUCAAACAGAAAGUAUUUGUUCCUGUGAAGACCUCUACCUCUCUGUAGUC
Messenger RNA from Cynoglossus semilaevis (tongue sole), 5400 nucleotides. Its product is annotated as arylsulfatase I-like. Gene Ontology annotation, molecular function: sulfuric ester hydrolase activity. The coding region runs from base 1130 to 3592 and encodes 820 amino acids. The transcript has 11 exons. Lineage: Eukaryota; Metazoa; Chordata; Actinopteri; Pleuronectiformes; Cynoglossidae. The record is from RefSeq and is a predicted model, not a curated record.